AUGAGCGGAACAAUGGUUUCAGAACCACUCAACCUGGGUAAUGCCACAAAACUCCCAUUAGGCGACAAUUUAUCUUAUCAACAACAGCAGCAACAAAAACUUUCCGUUGAAAUUUCAAAAAAGUCAUCGAGUUCUAAUAGUCUAGAACUACACCAAAGACGCGUUAAACAAAAUCUUCAAGUGGCCGCUGCUGGUGAAGACUACUUAGUGGAACAAGGAAAGUCAGUGGUACACUAUAUCUUAAAUCCACGGGAAUUACGAGAUGACCACCCAGUUUGGCAUUAUGCUUAUUUAAUCGUGUUAAUUUUUGCUGCAUUUAUUGCCUUGUUUAUUGGACCGGUGGUGUUUGGUAUGCUUGCUACUUUUGGCGGUAUUGGUGCACCAUUUCUUUUAUCAUUGGCUGGUGCGGGGGUUGGACUUUUCGCUGGAUUGGUGUUUGGUGUGGUGUUUGCAGUUGUCUGUAUUGUAGGAUUGAUCAGAGUUGUUGGCUUAGCUGCCGGCUGGGUUUUGGACACACUUUGGCUUGGUGGAAAUGACAUGUUGGAUAUUACACGUAGCCUUGCUCAAAUGAUUGUUGAUCCAUCCAAAAUUCAACAACAUCAACUUCAGCAUUAG
This is a messenger RNA of Ambispora leptoticha, 615 nucleotides long. The record is from the annotation of a GenBank genome assembly. NCBI's taxonomy places the organism in Eukaryota, Fungi, Glomeromycota, Glomeromycetes, Archaeosporales, Ambisporaceae.